Molecule: messenger RNA, 1830 nt
Organism: Asterias rubens (European starfish)
Lineage: Eukaryota; Metazoa; Echinodermata; Asteroidea; Forcipulatida; Asteriidae
Product: low-density lipoprotein receptor-like
Exons: 4
Coding region: 168-581 (137 amino acids)
Cellular component (GO): plasma membrane
Molecular function (GO): protein binding
Source: RefSeq, a predicted model, not a curated record
AAACUCAUGCAGAGAAAGCUUUUUCAUCAACCCGGACUGAACGCAUCCUUCCAUGACCAAAGUAAGCUGCACGAAAAACAAUAAAAGAAGAACUCUUAAGACGAGUAGAACACCAGUAAGAACCUCAGAUUCAGUCAGUUUUAAAAGUUACCUUUGAGUCCGUCAAAAUGAAGCCUACAGGAAUUACAGCAAUCAUCUUUAUAGCAGUCUUAUGCUGUCCAUUGUUUGUAUCAUCGGAGCCAUUGACAUGGUCAUGCCUGGUGCUUGACAUCUUUGAGCAACCUUCUUUCCAAUGUAAAACCGGAGUGGAUUCUUGCACGCUAAAGAGGUACGAGUGCGACUCCGUUGCUGACUGCGCUGACAUGUCGGACGAGGAUCACUGCGCAGAGCAACAUAAAGAAAGUUGUACUGCAGAUUUCCUGAAUAAGAAGACCAUGAAUGGCGAGCCUCUUCAGAAGUUUGAGUGCGAUGACGGCAUGUGCAUCUUAGGCUGUCAACGAUGUGAUACUACGGUCGACUGCUUAGAUGCUUCGGAUGAAAUUGGGUGUGGCCCCAACGAGCCCAAACCGCCUUGUAAUUAGAGAAACAGUUUACUACUUUUGGGAGUAAGAAAACAGCUUCAUUCAUUUACGAAGUUUAUAUAAUUUUUAAAGAUUUCUUGACAUGUAUAUUGUGAUUAUUAUUAUAUCGGAAAUUGAGUGGCACCAUCGCAGUCUACAAAUCGAAUGAUCCAAACUGCCUUGUAACUACAAGUUGUAGUUAAAGCAACUCUUUACAACUUAAGGGAUUUAAGCAAACAACUUCAUUUAUAAUGUCAAUUUGUUUUCUUCUAAGAUUUUGUUAAACUGUAUGAUUAUUCAAUGUGGCACGAUCGCAUUCUACCAGUCGAAUUAUGCAAACCUCCUUGAAAUAUUGAGAUUAACAGUUUACUAAUUUGGAGAUUUAAGAAAACAGCUUCAUUCAUUUCUGGAGUUAAUAUAAUUUGUUGACUCAGAUUUCUUGACAUGUAUAUUAGAAUAAUAAUAAUACCAAAACUGAUGAUCAUUAUAUCAGAAAUUUGGUGGCACCAUCGCAUUCUAACAAUCGAAUUAUCCAAACCGCCUUGUAAUUAGAGCAACUUUUUAAACUUUUGGGGAUUAAGGAAAACUACUUAAUUUAUGAAUUUAUUAUUUUUCAAAAUUUACCCAGUCAGUUUCCCUUGUGGUUUAUAUUGAUAUCAUUUGUUGACCUGUAUUUGAAUGUUAUCAGAAAUGUGGUGGUACGAUCGCAUUUCUACAAAUCGAACUAGGCCUAUCCAACAGGAAAAUAUUGAAACAUAGUUCCAAUGUAUCACAAUUCUACAAAUUGAACUAUCCAUUUCCAAACAGGAAACAAGCAUCUUUCAGAAUGUAUUAAUGAGAAUCAAACUUUUACUUUCUCAUAAUUUGUCCAUGCCAUAUUUGAAUUUUACACUGCCCUUGUUUUGUUACUAUUUCAUUACUUUUUGAGUAGCUAGGAAAGGAAAAUACGAAUGCUACAUUUUUCUGCGUAAUGGUUUUUAAUUUUAAGGGGUUUACGAUAUUGGGAAUAUAGAAUUAGCGGUUGCAAACUGCUCACCAACCAAAAUCGGCAAAAUGUCAUAAAAAAUGCACCAAAAAAAGUAUAUAUAUUUUGUAAUAACCGUUUCGAGAAAGACUCUGCUAUACGGUCAAAACGCCAGACCGCUAACUAUUUGUUUGCAUUACGAUAUUGUAAACAAUUUCCCACUUUUAGCCGUUUAGUUCAUGGAAAUCUUUUUAAAUAUGAAAAUGAAUUGAAAUUAUUUUGUACGAUUCUGAAAACAUGAUAUAU